Phycomyces blakesleeanus NRRL 1555(-) is the source of this 1426-nucleotide messenger RNA. RefSeq lists its product as hypothetical. Gene Ontology annotation, biological process: seryl-tRNA aminoacylation. Gene Ontology annotation, molecular function: serine-tRNA ligase activity; tRNA binding; ATP binding. Gene Ontology annotation, cellular component: cytosol. The record is from RefSeq and is a predicted model, not a curated record. Lineage: Eukaryota; Fungi; Mucoromycota; Mucoromycetes; Mucorales; Phycomycetaceae. Bases 20 to 1354 code for a protein of 444 amino acids. The transcript is spliced from 3 exons.
GUCAUACAUCUUAUACAUCAUGCUUGACAUCAACUUGCUCCUGGAAGACCGUGGUGGUAAUCCCGAUGCAGUCAAAGAAUCUCAGCGCAGACGUGGAGAUUCCGUUGAGAUUGUUGAUGAGAUUAUUGCUCUUUACAAGGAAUGGGUUAAGAUCCAGUUCCAGAGUGACCAGAAGAACAAGGAGAUCAAUGCCGUUCAAAAGGAUAUUGGAAAGAAGUUCAAGGCCAAGGAAGACGCUACCCCUCUUGUAAAGCAAAAAGAACAGCUCCAAAAAGACAAAGAGGCGUUGAUUGCCCAGGCCAAGGAGUCCGAGAGUAACUGGAAGGAGAAGCUCUCUACAAUGGGCAACAUUGUUCAUUCAUCUGUCCCAACCUCAAUGAAUGAAGAUAAUAACGAGAUCAUUCGCACCUACAAUCACAAUAACGUUGUCCCUGUCAAGAGAACAGACAUCCUCUCCCAUCACGAGGUUCUUUCUCGUCUCGAUGGCUAUGACCAGGAGCGUGGCGCUAAUAUUGCCGGACACCGUGGAUAUUUCUUGACUGGUGUCGGUGUUGAUCUUAACUUGGCUAUGAUUAAUUAUGGUCUCUCCUUCCUUGCUAGACGUGGUUAUAAGAAGCUCAUGACUCCCUUUUUCAUGAAAAAAGAGAUGAUGGCCAAGACUGCCCAGCUCAGCCAGUUUGACGAGGAACUUUACAAAGUUACUGGUGAUGGUGAUGACAAAUACCUCAUUGCCACCUCUGAACAGCCCAUCUCUGCUUUCCAUGCUAAUGAAUGGUUCGAGAAGCCCGCAGAACAACUUCCUAUUAAAUAUGCUGGCUAUUCUACAUGUUUCCGUAAAGAAGCCGGUGCUCACGGCAAAGAUACAUGGGGUAUCUUCCGUGUUCAUCAGUUUGAAAAGAUCGAGCAGUUUGUUCUCACCGACCCCGAGAAGUCAUGGGAGAUGUUCUAUGAUAUGAUUGGCCACUCCGAAGACUUUUUCAAGAGUCUUGGUCUGUCUUACCGCGUAGUCUCCAUUGUAUCCGGUGCUCUCAACAAUGCCGCUGCCAAGAAGUACGAUCUCGAGGCCUGGUUCCCCUUCCAGGGGGAGUACAAGGAACUCGUGUCCUGCAGUAACUGUACCGAUUUCCAGUCUCGCAGUCUUGAGAUCCGUUGUGGUGUCAAGAAGAUGUCUGACCGCGAAAAGAAAUACGUCCACUGCCUUAACUCUACCCUCUGUGCUACCGAGAGAGCCAUUUGCGGUCUCUUGGAGACCUGGCAACGCGAAGAUGGCCUCGAGGUCCCCCCCGCUCUUGUACCCUACAUGGAUGGUCGUACCUUCAUUCCUUACGAAAAGAAGUUGCCUGCCAAGAAAUAAAGCAGAUAUAUCUACUAUUUUUUUUCCUUUUUUUUUUAAAUAAUAAACAAAUCUAUCCUCAAUCCAUAACAA